CAUCAUCAACAUCUUUCCUUUCAAUUCUGUACCAAGUCCCUCUGCUCUUCUUCAAUGGCUCUCACUUCUAGUCUCCUGCUUCUCUUCUCCAUCUCUUUCGUUCAGCUCCAGUUCCUGGCCGAAGCUGAUGAUCAGUUUGUUCAAUCAAGUGCUGCUUACUACCCAGACUCAGCCCAAAAUGGCACCUCAGAUGGAUCAUGCGGAUAUGGCUCAUUUGGUGCAACACUUAACGGCGGAGAUGUAUCAGCUGCAAACAGUCUCUACAGAAAUGGUGUUGGUUGUGGAGCUUGCUACCAGGUGAAGUGCACCAAUGCCAAGAAUUGCUCAGAUAAUGGUGUGACAAUUGUGAUAACAGAUUCAGGAGCAAGCGCCAAUACUGACUUCAUACUGAGUCAGCUAGCUUUCUCUCAGAUGGGUCAGACAACCGAUGCAGGCACAUCACUUUUGGCUCUUGGGUCUGUCAAUAUUGAGUACAGAAGGGUUUCCUGCAGCUACCCAAACAAGAACAUAACCAUCAAAAUUGACGAGAGCAGCAACUUCCCUGACUAUCUAGCCUUUCAGAUAUGGUAUCAGCAAGGAAAUCAGGAUAUAACCGCAGUUCAGUUAUGCGAGACUGUGAACUUAACAUGCAAGUUAUUGAAUCGGAGUCACGGAGCAGUGUGGACUGUAGUUUCUGCUCCCAGUGGGCCUUUGUCUAUAAGAAUGCUACUCAGUGGAGGAGAUGAGGGAGACGAGACUUGGGUGGUGCCUGUAAACAACAUUCCACAACAGUGGAAGGCUGGAGAUGUCUAUGAUUCCGGAAUACAAGUGAACUGAUUAUAGCAUCUAUCUAAAUAACGAGCGUGUUGAGACAUUUGUAGCACUUAGUAUAGGAUUUGGAUCCUCUCCACUACAAAAAAGUAGUGGAGAAACCACUACUUUUAAUCUCAA
Messenger RNA from Asparagus officinalis (garden asparagus), 930 nucleotides. Its product is annotated as expansin-like B1. The transcript is spliced from 5 exons. Gene Ontology annotation, cellular component: extracellular region. The coding region runs from base 55 to 816 and encodes 253 amino acids. The record is from RefSeq and is a predicted model, not a curated record. Lineage: Eukaryota; Viridiplantae; Streptophyta; Magnoliopsida; Asparagales; Asparagaceae.